AUGGUUCAAAUCAAGGCAGCUGCCCUGGUUAUCCUUUUCGCUGGCCAAGUGCUUUCUGGACUUGUUGAACCCCGACAGGCAUCCGUGAGCAUUGAUGCCAAAUUCAAGACACACGGGAAGAAAUAUCUUGGCAACAUUGGUGACCAGUACACUUUGAACAAGAAUGCAAAAACCUCGGCAAUCAUCAGAGCCGACUUCGGUCAACUGACACCAGAGAACAGUAUGAAGUGGGAUGCUACUGAGCCAAACCAAGGGCAGUUCUCCUUCACAGGGUCGGACUAUCUGGUCAAUUUUGCUCAGUCAAAUGGGAAGUUGAUCCGUGGCCAUACUCUUGUGUGGCACUCCCAGCUCCCAUCCUGGGUAUCUUCCAUUACAGACAAGACCACUUUGAUAAAUGUCAUGAAGAGUCACAUUACCACAGUCAUGAACCGUUAUAAGGGCAAAAUCUACGCCUGGGAUGUUGUGAAUGAAAUAUUCAACGAUGACGGUUCCCUACGCAACAGUGUAUUCUAUAAUGUUAUCGGCGAGGACUUUGUACGAAUCGCUUUCGAAACAGCUCGUGCUGUCGACCCAAAUGCAAAGCUCUAUAUCAAUGACUACAGCCUGGAUUCCGCCUCCCAUCCUAAAGUGAACGGUAUGGUCAGCCAUGUCAAGAAGUGGAUUGCUGCCGGUGUUCCCAUUGAUGGAAUCGCUCUUAAUGCUCUAGCAAGUGCGGGAACGAAGGAGGUUGCCAUCACAGAGCUUGAUAUUGCUGGCGCCAGCCCUACCGACUAUGUGAACGUCGUAAAAGCAUGUUUGACCCAACCAAAGUGUGUUGGGAUCACAGUUUGGGGAGUGGCUGACCCUGAUUCGUGGCGCUCCAGCUCUAGUCCUCUGCUUUUCGACAGUAACUACAAUCCCAAGGUUGCAUAUAAUGCUAUCGCAAAUGCCCUCUAA
Molecule: messenger RNA, 936 nt
Organism: Penicillium argentinense
Lineage: Eukaryota; Fungi; Ascomycota; Eurotiomycetes; Eurotiales; Aspergillaceae
Product: endo-1,4-beta-xylanase
Exons: 9
Coding region: 1-936 (311 amino acids)
Biological process (GO): carbohydrate metabolic process
Molecular function (GO): hydrolase activity, hydrolyzing O-glycosyl compounds
Source: RefSeq, a predicted model, not a curated record